This is a messenger RNA of Nannospalax galili (Upper Galilee mountains blind mole rat), 2183 nucleotides long. RefSeq names its product adaptor related protein complex 5 subunit sigma 1 (gene Ap5s1). The record is from RefSeq and is a predicted model, not a curated record. Lineage: Eukaryota; Metazoa; Chordata; Mammalia; Rodentia; Spalacidae. Gene Ontology annotation, biological process: endosomal transport; double-strand break repair via homologous recombination. The transcript is spliced from 3 exons. Bases 431 to 1033 code for a protein of 200 amino acids. Gene Ontology annotation, cellular component: cytosol; lysosome; AP-type membrane coat adaptor complex.
GCGGCCCUCCGGGUGCUGGCCAGGCGCGGCUCUCCGAGACUUCCGGCAGGGCCAGGCGUGCUGCCCUAAGCUGCCCGCCCGGCUCUGAGCAGCGGCUCUCCGGCUUCCAAAGGGAAGUUCGUCAGCGUCUACACUGAGAAGAGACUGCGCGGAGUUAACACCCCAGGAAGUCAGGACGAGAGGCCCGGCCAGCUGCGGCCCAAGGCGCGGCCCUGCCAUCGCUCUCCCGCCGCCGAGUGGGACAGCUGGUCGGAAGCCUGAGCCGGCAAGGAGAAGCGAGUGUGAGGCGAGGACAGCACACGCAGGACCGGGAACCCGCGCGCCCCCGGCUGAUAGGCUUAAAGAACUACAGCCCCCAGAGUCCAGUGCGCCGCAGGGGUGCGCGAGGCAGUGACGUCUCUGACUUCCCUGUAGCACGUACUCUGGAACCAUGGUCCACGCCUUCCUCAUCCACACCUUGAGGGCCCCGAAUUUGGAAGAUGCAAGCCUUUGCCGAGUGCUUUACUCCUGUGUCUUUGGCACUGAGAAGUCAGCUGAUGAUCCACGGCCACAUGGUGCAGAGAGGGACAGGCUCCUUCAAAAAGAACAGAUUUUGACUGUGGCCAGGCAGGUGGAAUCACUGUGCCAGCUGCAGCAGCAAGCAUGUGGACGGCCCCCUACAGACCUGCAGCCCCAGUCCUCAGAUGAGCCUGUGCCCUUGCAUGAGGCACCUCAUGGGGCCUUCUACCUGGCAGCUGGGGACCCUUUCCAAGAGCCAAAGAUAGUGGUGUGGCUUGGUGUGCUUCCACUGGGGUUUGCCCUGGUGCUGGAUAUCCACGAGAACCUGCUGCUGGCCGAGAGUACACUCCGGCUGCUGGCCCGCCUCCUUCUUGAUCACCUCCGGCUGUUGGCACCCAGUACCAACCUCUUGUUGCGGGCUGACCGCAUCGAGGGCAUCCUUGCCCGAUUCCUGCCCCAUGGGCAGCUGCUCUUCCUUAAUGAUCAGUUCGUCCAGGAUCUGGAGAAGGAAUUCAGUGCUGCCUGGCCUCGCUGACCCCUUGCUGGAUUGGGGUUUCCUGAGAAGGCAAGGAGAGAGAACAGAAGCUGCACACUGCCAGUUAAGCUUGGCAUCUGCCUUCCGCCCAACCUGCUCCCCAUGCUGAUAUGCUGCGACAUUCAGGACAAACGUGGGGCAAGCUGGCAGGAGGAGGCCUGGGCAGAAGGCAGAGGGCCUGAGCUUGUUCUCAGAUCAGUGGAAAUGCAGACCAUCCUGAACCUGGAGCCGCCCUGUGACCUCUUGAACUGCUGCACUGUGUCUGCUAUGCCGGUCCUUGACCCCACCUCCUUCAAACCCUACCAGCUGCCUAUACUGGAACAGAGAGGAGACUCUGCCAAGACUUUAGCCCACCCUCACUGUCCAGUUCCAAAGCCCCAGUUAUCACACCACAAAAGGAACCUCUAAAACAUAGAAAUGGAAUUAGAACAAAAGCAAAAGACCAUCUCCUCUCUGUAAAUGGUGUAUCACCUUUAGUGGGGGCACUGGACUCAUGCCCUGGCAGGCCAGCUCCACUACAGUUCAGAGUAGGGACAUUCUGUAGCUUCUCACAUGACAAGAUCAUGCUGACCAAGCAGGCUGAGCUCAGAUAAACACAGCUUCCCUGUCUACUGACAGGCAAAUGCCAUGGGUCUGGCCCAGCUGACAUUGUCUUUCUCAUUUUGAAUUUAAAACGCUGGCCAUGUGACUUUGUCCUGUCUUUUUGUGAGUGUGAUGGAUGCAGUCUCCUGUGAGUGAGCAUCUCCCUGGAUGGCCCCCAAGCUGGGGGUCCUGAGAGGCUUCCUGGCAAGGCCUCCAUUUCUCCAUUCCCUCCAUUUUGUUUCUCUGUGUUUGUUUUGGGUGAUAGUACUUGCUUCCUUUAUUAAAAUAUGUGUCACAGGUGGUACGUGUUGCUCCCCUAGAAGAGGAGCCUGAGGCACAUGUGGAGGUCAGAGGACAACUUUCAGGAGUUAGUUCUACCAGGUGAUCUGGGCUUGAACUCAGGUCCUCAAGCUUGUACAGCAAGCAGUUUUACCCACUGAGCCAUCUUGCCAGUUCAUGAUGUGUUUUCUUUUUCAAAAGUAGACUGAAGUCCUUUUUUAUUUCAGAAAUACUUUGCUGAGUUAGCUUUUUGGUGGGGGAGUCUUUUGUUCUUGUUUCGUUUUGUUUG